Molecule: messenger RNA, 2081 nt
Organism: Pungitius pungitius (ninespine stickleback)
Lineage: Eukaryota; Metazoa; Chordata; Actinopteri; Perciformes; Gasterosteidae
Gene: ahcy
Product: adenosylhomocysteinase
Exons: 11
Coding region: 126-1427 (433 amino acids)
Biological process (GO): L-methionine cycle
Cellular component (GO): cytosol
Molecular function (GO): adenosylhomocysteinase activity
Source: RefSeq, a predicted model, not a curated record
ACGGUUUGAAUCUGGUUCCUCGACCAUAAAAAGCGAGCCGUCACUCGUUGGUCCCUCCCUCCCUGCCUCUCUUCUUCGGCUACGCUGCCCUCAACCUGCCAGAAACCAAACACCGGAAAACAACAAUGUCUGAGAAACUUAACUACAAAGUUGCUGACAUAAGCCUGGCCGAAUGGGGGCGCAAAGCCAUCGACAUCGCGGAGAACGAGAUGCCCGGCCUGAUGAAGAUGAGGGAGAUGUACGGCCAGUCCAAGCCGCUGAAGGGCGCCCGUAUCGCCGGCUGCCUCCACAUGACGCUGCAGACCGCCGUGCUCAUCGAGACCCUCACUGCCCUCGGCGCUGAGGUUCAGUGGUCAAGCUGCAACAUCUUCUCCACACAGGACCACGCCGCCGCCGCCAUCGCCAAGUCUGGAGUUCCAGUGUACGCGUGGAAGGGCAUGACCGACGAGGAGUACGUGUGGUGCAUCGAGCAGACUCUGCACUUCAAGGACGGCAAGGCCCUCAACAUGAUCCUGGACGACGGAGGAGACCUGACCAACAUGGUCCACCAGAAGUACCCCAAGCUGCUGGCAGGUAUCCGCGGCCUGUCGGAGGAGACGACCACCGGAGUCCACAACCUCUACAAGAUGCUGAAAAAGGGAGAUUUAAAAGUUCCCGCCAUCAACGUCAACGACUCCGUCACGAAGAGCAAGUUUGACAACCUGUACGGCUGCAGGGAGAGCCUGAUCGACGGCAUCAAGAGGGCCACCGACGUGAUGAUCGCCGGGAAGGUGGCCGUGGUGGCCGGCUACGGCGACGUGGGCAAAGGCUGCGUGCAGGCGCUGCGUGGCUUCGGCGCUCGCGUCAUCGUCACGGAGAUCGACCCCAUCAACGCCCUGCAGGCCGCCAUGGAGGGUUAUGAGGUCACCACCAUGGACGAGGCCUCUAAGGAGGGAAACAUCUUUGUUACCACCACCGGCUGUGAGGACAUCAUUCUGGGACACCACUUUGAGAACAUGAAGGACGACGCCAUCGUCUGCAACAUCGGACACUUUGACUGCGAGAUCGACAUGGGCUGGCUCAACAAGAACGCUGCAGAGAAGAUCAACAUCAAACCUCAGGUCGACCGCUAUCGCAUGAAGAGCGGCCGUCACAUCAUCGUCCUGGCCGAGGGGCGUCUGGUGAACCUUGGGUGUGCCAUGGGACACCCGUCCUUCGUCAUGAGCAACUCCUUCACCAAUCAGGUUCUGGCUCAGAUCGAGUUGUGGGAAAACACCGCCAAGUACCCCAUCGGAGUCUACUUCCUACCCAAGAAGCUGGAUGAGCAGGUGGCGGCCGCCCAUCUGGACAAACUGGGGGUGAAGCUGACGAAGCUGACAGACAAGCAGGCGCAGUACCUGGGUUUGCCCACCGAGGGGCCCUUCAAGCCGGACCACUACCGCUACUGAGCGACCCGCAAUGGAGCCGGGUUCGCUGUAUGGGAGCACUUUGGACCCUCAGCUCUGCUGCUGGGGGGAGGGGGGGCCGUCUGUGUUGGUUUCCUUCUCCCCAGUUUCUGAUUUAUUAAAAUGGCCGUUCAAAUAUAAUGCUAAAGAAAAGUUUCCCACAAGUUCAUCCCGGUCGCCUCGUUGGGACUCGGGUUGUAAGAGUUGAACCAAACUGCCAAAGUCUGCUGCCUUCGCCAGUAGCUUUAUGUAAGAGUCCAAUCAGGAGGGUCAAAGGUCAAAGCAGCAUCCAGAUGUGCAGUUCAGUCUCAUCGUCAGUCCUUCUUAACACUUCUGAAACAUUGAGUGCUUUCAGGGGACUCUUCACUAAAAAUAAACCAAUCUUUCUGUGUUUUAACCUGCGACUGGUUGCACCAGAUGUUUUUUCUUGGUUCUGGAUCUUUUGACUGAGGUUUCGUGGACCGAGGCCUCGCGCCUGUGUUCACUGUCAGCACUUAUGAAAGCUCUUUGUUUACUCAUUAUCCCAGUGAGGCCUUCUGCUGCCACCAAAUCAACAAAGUCUUAUUCUGUUUUUAUUCUUUAUUCUUGUUGUGCCGGGGCCAAAGCAGGCCGGUUAAAGAAGUGUGACCAGGAAAAUAAACAUGUGACUGGACUGUU